GUAGAAAAUAAAUAAAUAAAACAAUUUGGACGGCGAAUUAUCAAGCUCAGAUUUUCGGCACUUCCUUUUUAUCGGUUAAUAUUGUCACACACCAACAGCGUCCGCAAUGAGUUUUGAGUUUGUUCUGCCGUUGAGUCACAAGGACCUUCUUCAGAGCAGAGGUACCAACCAGUAUGUGGUGGAAGAGGUUUACCCCGCUAGACAGGUACCCGACAGGGUCUAUGGGUGUAAGACUGCACUGCGGACAGAGGGCCCCUCAAUGAUCCUAGACCAUUUUGAUGGUUUCUAUAGUUUACUCAGACAUUUUAACGAAGUAAAACAGGAGACGAAAGAAGACGCAUGGGAACUGUUAUUGAAAGCUCAACAGCAAUUGACGACCAAUCUCUCGUCUCUCCUGGAUGACCCUGAGGGACAAGCCGAUGCUAAGCAGCACCUCAACACCCUCAAGAUGGUAUCUUACCUUCUCUGUCAGACGGUCGAGGCGUUUGAAGCAGAUGCAUGCAAGCCGUCCAUCGAUACGACGGUCAGAGGAGGGCGGGGUCGAACCAAGAGUAAGAAGACGGCAGCUGGAUGGGAUUGGGAAGCUGAGAAGGAGCGUUUCUUACAAGGAAUGUUACAUCUUCUCCAGUUAGAGGUCUGGAGACUGUGGGACCCGCCCAUCGUGGAGGAAGAGUUUGUCAACCUCGUAAGCUGCUGCUGCUAUAAACUGCUGGAGAAUCCCUUGGUUGGGAGGAACGCGGGAACCAAAGAAGCGUUGUUCAGUCUGCUUGGUCUGCUCAUUAAGAGAUACAACCAUACAUUGGGAGCAAGUCUUAAGAUAAUCCAGCUUCUGCAGCACUUUGAGCAUCUUGUCAGCCCCAUGGCGCAGGGAGUGCAAACAAUCGUCGCUCAGUUCGGGGCCAAGAAUAUCGUCAGUGAAAUCAUGAGGGAACUUGGUAGUCUGGACCCGUACGACCUUGCGCGUGAUAACAGCGGUACCCGAUCCUACGCAGCUUUCCUCGUUGAGUUGUCGGAGAAGAUUCCUAGUCUGAUGCUGCCUAGCAUCAGUCUGUUGCUGUGUCAUCUUGAUGGAGAGUCUUACACCAUGCGCAACGGUGUUCUUGGUGUCCUAGGGGAGAUCGUCAUCCAGGUCUUGAGUAAAGAUGGCCUCGACAAAAAAGCAAAGAACACCAGAGACCAACUUCUGGAUAAACUUGAGGACCACAUCCACGACAUCAACGCCUUCAGUCGUAGCCGCGUCCUUCAGGUCUGGCUACAUCUCUGCCGAGAGAAAGCCAUUCCGUUGCCAAGACAACGCAGCGUGAUGUCACUGACGCUCGGUCGUCUCCAGGACAAGUCGAGCAUCGUCCGUAAGAACGCUGUGCAGCUGCUCUCUGAGUUUCUAACAAGCAACCCUUUUGCUGCUAAGCUACCUGUGAAUGAGCUGGAAGCCACUCUUGAAAAAGAGAAGGAGAAACUGAAAGCCAUGAUGCCUGACGAGCCACUUGAUAUAUCAAGAGAUGUACACGGUAAGACGGAAGAGAUGUGGCAAGCAAUGGAGCCAGAGUUGACUACCAUCGUCAAGGAGCAUCUUGAGGAAGAUGCAGAGGACGAUGAGGAGGAGGACUGCCAAGAAAUACCCGAAGAUGCAACUGUGGAAAGCAUUAAUUCAACCAUUCGUGAGCUACUGGAUAAAUCUCAGCAUCGCCAGGCUCUACGUCUUCUCCGAUCUGCAAGAAGUUCCUGGCCCGACUACAAGCUCUUCAUUGAACCAACUCCCGUCUUUAGCCCUCUUGAUGGUGAGGAGGAGGACGAAGAUGAAGCCCAAGUCACCCAGGCACAGCUUCUUGCUACUCUCAAAGCUGUUUACCUAGGUGAGAAGCAACAAGAGCCUCUGGAUUCUGACUCAGAGGAGGUGCUGAACCUUCAAGACGUCAACGAGCUCACUGGGGAGGCUGCCGAAGGGGAUGGUGUAGAGUCUGUUGUUAACGAGUUGACUAAGCAACAAGUUCUUGUCAAAUACCUCCAGGACUGUGUCACCUUCGCCGCCCAAAUCCAACAAGCCGUCCCCAUCCUCUGCGAGCUCCUGAGCUCCAAGAUCAACAGCGACGUCCUAGAGGCCAUUGAGUUCUUCGUCAGAGCUCACGAGUUUGGAGUGAUCAGCGCGCUGGAGGGGAUCCGUCGUAUGAUGGUGCUGGUUUGGUCCAAGGAGCAAGGGGUGAAGGAUGCGGUGGUUGCUGCGUAUAAGAGGCUGUAUCUCAACCCCCAAGGAGGCACCCAGAGAUCUCGUUCUCUGACCAUCGUCAAGAGUCUGAUGAAUCUGACCUUCGGUGCUCGCCUCGGCGAGCUGACCUCUUUAGAAGAGCUCCUUGGGGAGUUUAUGAAGAGCGACGACGUACCCCCCCAGGCCAUCCAGAUACUGUGGGAGCACUUCACCAAGAAGCACUCCAACACUACGGAGGAGGAGAGCAAGGCGGCGCUGGUCAUCCUUGGAAUGACCGCUGGGGCUGACAUGAGCAUUGUACGCUCCAACAUUGACCUGUUAGUAUCAGAGGGUCUCGGUGAGAGAGGACAGAGAGAUUUCAUCUUAGCCAGAGACACCUGCCUGGCGUUACUCAAGACGGUCAAAGCUGGCAAGCCCAAGGUUCUUGAUGGAGAGGAACCAUUCCGUUUCCCAGCCGACCAUCAGAUCUUCACUCGUCUCUCCACCAUCUUGAUAACAGGAGUGAGUGAUUUGGAGAAAGUGCACUGGUUACCGCUGGCCGAGCAAGCAGUUAACACCAUCUACCGGCUGGCCGAGCACCCGGAUACUGUCUGCGGAGACAUCGUGAAGAAAUUAGCAGCUGCGAUUAUUAAGGCUGGACAGAGUGAUGAAACGACGCAGGGUGGGGAGGAUGGUGAAACACAACCUGAGCAGGAAGGGGAAUCGUCAGCGAGUACCAGCUGCCCAGCCGGUGUCCUGUCUCGUUUCUUAGCCUUCUCCGGCCAUGUGGCCUUGGCCCAGCUGGUUCAUCUCGACGUGAUGGUCUCGGGAGAGAUGAAACGGAGACACAAUAUUCAGGAUAAGGAGAAGGAGAAGAAAGAUCCCAAGGAUGCUGCUAAGGGGAGUGUUUCUGGCGAGCAGGCGUCCAUUGAGGAUGAGAUGGGGCUGGGAGGAGCUGCCGUUGAGGAUGCCGAAGCUGAAUACAUUCGCAAGAUCUGUGAAUCCGAACUAGUCACUGGGCAUAAUCUCCUAUCAGCCAUUCGUCCACUACUCGUAAUGGUCUGCAGCAACCCGGUCAAAUACAACGAGCCCGGUCUGAGGGCAGCAAGCUCUCUGGCUCUGGCCAAGUUCAUGCUGGUCAGUUCCGACUUCUGUGAGGCUCACCUUCAACUGCUCUUUACCAUACUGGAAAAGGCUCCUCAACCAGUGAUUCGAGCAAACCUCAUUAUUGCUCUCGGAGACCUCACCUUCCGAUUCCCCAACCUGAUUGAGCCGUGGACACCCAACUUAUAUGCAAGACUGAGAGAUUCCUCUUCGCACGUCCGCAAGAACACGCUCAUGGUUCUGACCCAUUUGAUCUUGAACGAUAUGGUAAAGGUCAAAGGUCAGAUCAGCGAGAUGGCUUCGUGUAUUGUGGAUCCGGAGGAACGCAUCGCUGCCCUGGCCAAACUCUUCUUCUUUGAGCUGUCUAAGAAGGGUAAUGCCAUCUACAAUGUGAUGCCGGACAUGAUCAGCCGGCUCUCCGAUCCAGAGAACGGUAUGGAUCAAGAACAGUUCAAGUUAAUCAUGAGGUAUGUGUUUGCAUUCAUCCAGAAAGACAGACAAGCAGAGUCAUUGGUGGAGAAACUUUGCCAUCGUUUCCGGGCAACAAGGACUGACAGACAGCCUCAAGACCUGGCUUUCUGCUUGAACCUUCUCAAUAUGAGCGAGAAGUGCAUCCGUCGUCUUCAAGAGAACUUUGCCUGCUUUGCAGACAAGCUCCAUGACACCGAGGUCUACUCUUCUUUCUCCUCAAUCCUCUCCAAGGCCAAGAAAUUCGCCAAACCAGAAAUGAAGGUCAUAGUGGAUGACUUUGAGCAGAAACUGAACGAGUGUCACACUAAAGGAGUGGACGACGAGGCGGUGGUAGAGAAAGCCAGUAAAGCAUCGGCCGCAGCUCGGGCCAGAGACAAUGGAGGCCGGUCAGCAGCACGAAAGAAAAACGGCAAACGACGGGGUCGUGGCAAAUCCUCCCUAGACAGCAAUGAGGAAGAUGAAGAUGAAGACACCGUGGCGACCCCUGCCCCCUCCCGCAGACCCGGUCAAACACCCAGACAGACCACGGUGGGGAAGACCCAGGGGAAUAACAAGAAGGGCCGGCGGGUGAGAGCUGUUACGUUCUCCAGUGAUGAAGACGACAGUGAUGAUGAUUUCUUCGUGGCAGAUAAAGGACAGGCUGGAUCAAAAGCAUCGUCCCUAGAUUCCACCGAAGAGGAGGAGGACAUGAGCGACUAUGAGAACAGAGAUCCCAACCGCCAAACACCCCAAGAACAUGGCAAGAUGAAGAAACUGCACAACACCAAGGAGAAAACCAAGACACCCCUCUCCUCACAAAGGAGGGGUCAAGUCAGUCCCACAUGAAGACUCAACAACAGCUUUUCAAUUAAAUAGUUUGCAUUAAUGGACACAAAUUUGUCAAAAUCAGUCAGGGCUGGAAUUUGAAGAAUUUACCCUGUAAAACCUAGGACUUCAUAGAGCUGCUUAAGCAGAAAUUAUCGCUAAAUCAUUUUCUGCUUAGUCAAAAUUAGCAGGAUAUCGCUCACAGAUUGUGCAGGUGACACAGUGUUUUGGUUGAUAGUCUUAUUCUGCUAAGCAUUUCUUAUUUGAAGUUUCUUUCUCUCUUAAUGUCCCUUUUUAUUGCUUCAAUAGUACUUGGAUAAACUAUUCACCGAACGCUUUUUAUUAGUUUUUCGGUUUUUUGUUUUUUUUGUUUUUAUGUGAAUAUUUUUUGUAUGCGAAUUUACCAGAUUUCCCUUGAGUGUCUAGACUAGGAAAUGACAGUUUGUGGUGGAGAGUCUGUUUCAAGGUGAAUUACGCAACUUGUCAGUUUCAGAUCACAUUUUUACUAAUCACCAUGUGAAACUUCUCUGGCCACAGGUGGGUAGUACUAGUAGUUAUCACUCCACAUCUUUUGCUCAAGUGACUUGACCAUAAUGAUGGGCCAGAGUAUUGGGAAGUCUUGUUUCCCAGAAUAUCUUUUGCUCAAUUUCACAAAACAUUACCGACUCAUCUUAAGCUGAAUUGUCAGUAUUACCCUAGUGAAUUGUCUGCCGUCGAUUUCACAAAGAGUUAGGACUUGUCUUAUCUCGAGUU
Molecule: messenger RNA, 5314 nt
Organism: Asterias rubens (European starfish)
Lineage: Eukaryota; Metazoa; Echinodermata; Asteroidea; Forcipulatida; Asteriidae
Product: condensin complex subunit 1-like
Exons: 31
Coding region: 107-4582 (1491 amino acids)
Biological process (GO): mitotic chromosome condensation; mitotic cell cycle; meiotic chromosome condensation
Cellular component (GO): condensed chromosome, centromeric region; nucleus
Molecular function (GO): histone binding
Source: RefSeq, a predicted model, not a curated record